UGCAGAGUCAUUGGAAGCUAAUCAGCUGCAGAGCACACUGUCUGUAUACCUGUUUCUCACCUAUCUAUCUUGUUUGCCUCUCUACCUGCCUAUACAGCUAUAUAUCUAUCUCAGUGUACCUCUGUCUGUACAAUUACCUGUACAACUGCACACCUGUCAUAUACACAAACAUGUUCCGAACAAAGGUGCCUUCUCCGGAGCAUUAUUAUGAGGAGUAUCUGUACAAGAAAGAUUUGAAUGACAAGGUAUAUAAGAAGCUUUGGGUUGGACUCCAAGGAAACUGUCUCUGCUUCUACUCCAACCACAAGGAUCUGCGGCGAGUGGACUGCCUGAGCCUCGAUGAAUAUGUCUCUCUCAAGGAGCCCCCAAGCAACUUUGGAGUUCAUUCCUCUUCUGAAUUCCUCUUCUCCUUGCGUCUAAAACAGAGAGAAGUGCAACUAAAGGCUGAAUCCUUAGAGAGCAGAGAGAUGUGGAGAGCCUAUAUCAUCACCAUGACCGAGCUAAGUAUCCCCACUUCCCUGACUCUGCUCCCAGGGCCUCUCCUGGCUCUGAGAGAAGCUUUGGAGAAAGAGAAAAAUAGGAGAGCAAGAGAAGAAAAAGGGAACAAGGCUCAGAAGGAGACAGAGGAUGGAGAUAAACCCAGCUGUUACUGUAGGGUAUCCCGCAUGGAGGCAGAAAAUCUGCUGAAACAAAACCCUGAUUGUGGGAGCCUCUUACUGAGACCAGGAGGAAGCCCUAACGCUGUGUCUGUCACUACCUGCCAGCAGAAUCAUGGCAAUUUUGUGAUAAAGCAUUAUAAGGUCGUACAGCAGGCAGAUGGAUGUGUGAUCCAGGUAGAGCCACAGGUUUUCUGCCAUUCCCUUGAACACGUUGUGAGUCAUUUUGUGAAGAGUUCUCACAACGCCCUGGUUCCUUUUGAGAAACUUAAUGAAUAUGAAAACCAAAUAGGAGUUCUUGAAGUGAAUAAGGAAGAUGGGGAAGUUACAAUGAGAUAUCUCCCGGAAUGUCCAGCCAAGAUCUCCCCAAAAUAUAAAGCUCCUCCUCCACUUCCACGAACCCCCAUACCCCAAGACGACUAUGAAAAUCCAGAUCUCUGUGGUUCAUCCUGGGGCACAACGCAAGAGGUCCAGAGGACCAGAAGAUCCAGCGAGGAUAUCCCCUUUCAAGAUAAAAAAAAUAAACGGUUGGAAAAGACAAGGAGCGGCGUACCCUUCCAAAAUAACCUUGCUGUAAGCCUAGAGGAAGAGUUGAAAACGAAACUGAGGCUGAGAAGAGCACAGAUUGAAUGAGGCCGUCAUUUGACUUACAGCAGAAAGAUGGACUGACCCAUUCCUCUUUUUUUCAAUAAAGCCAUCAUGGACCUGAGAUUCUCGCACUGUCUACUAACUAAACAGUAACCAGCGUCCCUAAAAUGUGGAACACUGUACAUGCUACCGAGAGCUAUAAAAGUGCUGGACAUAGGAUGAGGUGAAGAGUUUAAAUCCACUACAGAAGAGAAAAAAAAAAAUAGUAUACAGUGUGCUUUGUUAGUGGGUACGGACCAAUAUACGUUUAUACUCAUGUAUAAGGACAGUGAAGAGAGACGUUUUAAAUCUCGUUUAUUUUAAGGCCAAAAGCUGGAGAAUAAGCAGGACCUGCCCACACAAAAAAAAAAAGAAAAAAAGAUUUUAUCCACCCUUCCUUUGUAGGCAAGGCACAGACUGGGAUGAAGGAGGAAGACCUGCUGGAGAAACCCAGAUAUACAAUCACACCUCAGAGUCUCUUACAUUCAAGUCUCUGGUUAGAAAGGGUUAAUACUGGCACAGCAGGUGGCUGAUGGGAAGGAGGGGUUCAAGUGAAGCUAUUAGUCGUGUUCUAAAAUGGAGCAUUUUGGAGCAGGGACUUCAGAAGUUGUGGUUCAAGUGAGACUUGCAGUGGAGCUGCUUGUAGAGCUGUUGCGUUUCUGAAGACUUCGAACACAACUUGGGACUUGGAGACCGGUAUAGACAGAGAAAUUUCCACACCAUACCUAGAGGGGACAAAAACGGUCAUAUUAAACCAUUGCCUUUAUCAAUGUAUCUCUGUUUCUGAGCCUCACAAUUUUAUGUGUGGCUGUUUUUGCUUUGUGCAUUUAAAUGUAUACAAAAUUCAAAUAAACCCUCUUAUAUGAAAGAAGAAAAAAAAAAUUGUUCUUUCCCCAACACAUGCACUAGAUUUAUCCUAAUAAAUGUUUUUUGCAUACUCUUUCGCAAA
Molecule: messenger RNA, 2232 nt
Organism: Bombina bombina (fire-bellied toad)
Lineage: Eukaryota; Metazoa; Chordata; Amphibia; Anura; Bombinatoridae
Gene: STAP2
Product: signal transducing adaptor family member 2
Exons: 13
Coding region: 171-1289 (372 amino acids)
Molecular function (GO): signaling adaptor activity
Source: RefSeq, a predicted model, not a curated record